AUGGAUAAGUAUAUUCAAUAGGCAAAGUGCGCUUAUAAUUUUUCUUUAAAGGCAGUACGUUUCGUUGGACCUUUGAACAUUGUUUUUGCUGGUGUAGCAUUUCUUAUGUUUUAUGAAAACAACUACAAGAAGCUUUACUUGAAUCCCAGAUACUCUUACACCAUGCCCUACUUGCAAAGUGCUAAAAUAACCAAAAAUCUUUACGAAAAGCUCUGA
Molecule: messenger RNA, 216 nt
Organism: Tetrahymena thermophila SB210
Lineage: Eukaryota; Ciliophora; Oligohymenophorea; Hymenostomatida; Tetrahymenidae
Product: transmembrane protein, putative
Exons: 2
Source: RefSeq, a predicted model, not a curated record